GGGCUGGAUCUGGGACUGUAGUAGUGAGUAAUCUAGUGAGCAGAGAUAGUGAAGGCAGUGUUUACAGGACGGGAGUGGCGCUUCAGGAAUGUGAGAAGACCUGCCGAGAUGGUUGUAGUGCUGUAGUGUAGUUUAGUCUCGUAGCUUUAGGGAGAGUUAUUAUCUGUGUACUCGCCUGUCUGUCUGUCUGUCUGCUCGUCUUCCCUCAUGGCGUACGCUGCCUACUGGAUGAGACUGCAAGCAGAAGCUCCAGGAGGAGAUAAACCUGGGCAGAUCAGCAAUGUGUCAACAUCUAAGUCUCAAGCCAAACAGACCACGCCCACCCCAGCAGCGCCGGUGUCCACUGUAAAGCCUGCAGAAUAUGAGAAAGGAGCUGCAUCAGCAUCAUCCACUGCAGGUUCUGCUGCAAAGCCUGCUGCAGCCACUACUGCAGCCAGCACUGCAGCCAGCACUGCAGCCGCAGUGAGCGCAGGGGCGUCUGCAGGAGCGAAGGUCAGCGGAGGAGGUUCUGCAGGAGCAGCCGGUGGUCUGAGCUCCCAGAGCGGGUCUUCUAAAGUCUCACCAAAGACUCCAUCCAUCACCCCUGAUAAAGCUCCAUCUGUGAGCACAGGGAGCGGAGCGGCGGGUGGGCUAACAGGGAAGCCCACCACUACAGACCCAGUUAAACCCAAAGAUACUUCAAAAGACAAACCACAGAGCACCAGCAUCCCAUCCCCCAAACCGGAACCUUCUAAAGUGACAACCAUCGGAGCUGGAAGCGCUGCCAAAAAGGACGAUGCAAAGCCAAAAGAAGCUAAGGUCCAGGUGGAAGUUCCUCCUCCAGCAGCUAAGGCCAGCGCUCCGGCGGCGGCGGCUGCUGUAGAUCCGUUUGAUGCUCUGGCCGGCAGCUUACCCUCAUCAGAACCUCUCGCUCCUAAACCUCCUAAAUACACUGGACCUGAAGUUAAAGAGUCUGGCCUAACCUCAGAAGAGGCUAAACGCUGUGGGGAGAAAGAGCACACACUGCCCCCGGGAUACAGAAAGGAGGAUAUGGAGAAGAAGAGUCCUGCUGGAGUACCAGAGAAGCCCAAGGAAGUUGCCAAGCCUCUAACAGAUGAUGAGAUGUUGGAAUCUCUCACUGCCGGUUUUGUAUCGUCUGCAGCUCCAAGUGCACCAAAAUCACAAGCAACUCCACCCACCUCUUCUGCUAAAGCUGCUCCACCUGUGAGUGCAGGGGGUGGAGCAGCAGGUGGAGCAGCAGGAAAAGGAGCAGCAGGUGCAGGAAGUGUGAUAGGAAAACCUGCUUCAGACGCAGUAAAGCCCAAAGAUACUGUUAAAGAUACGGUUCAGAGCACCACGAUUCCGUCCUCCAAAUCAGAACCUCCCAAAGCAGCACCCAGCGGAGCAGCUAAACCUUCUGCUCCAGCUAAUGUUCCUGCAGCUACUGCCCAAAAGGAUGAUGCUAAAUCUAAAGAAGCCAAGGUUCAGGCAGCAGUAUCUCCUCCAGCAGCUAAGGCCAGCGCUCCGGCGGCGGCGGCUGCUGGAGAUCCGUUUGAUGCUCUGGCCGGCAGCUUACCCUCAUCAGAACCUCUCGCUCCUAAACCUCCUAAAUACACUGGACCUGAAGUUAAAGAGCCUGGCCUAACCUCAAAAGAGGCUAAACGCUGUGGGGAGCAUGAUUUCACUCUGCCACCUGGAUACAGGAAGGAGGAUAUGGAAAAGAAGGCUCCUGCUGGAAAACCAGAGAAACCCAAAGACGUUCCCAAACAUUUAACAGAUGAUGACGCUCUGGACUCUCUGUCUGCUGGGUUCGGAUCUACAGUUCCUAGUGCUCCUGAAGCAGAAGUGAAAGUUGAAACUGCAGCGGUUGCCAAGUCCAGCCAAGCUCCUCCUCCCCCCUCUCAGAAAAGGCAGGAGGUUCCUGCACCUACGAGUGUGUCCCCGGCUCCCCCUGCUGACAAGAAAGCAAAAGUAGAGAAGCCUGUUAAAGACUCUGCUAAAGCAGCUCCUCCUACUUCACAGCCCAGCAAACCAAAAGCUGUCGAGGAUGAUCCCAUGUCUUUGGAUGCUUUAUCUGCUCUGUCAGACUCGCUGCCUUCUGCAAAACCAGUGCUUGAGUCCCCUAAACUCAGACCUGAGGAUAUUGUUAAGGAGAAAGAGGCUAAGUCAGAGAAGGGUGUGCGUGUCGGUGAGAGAGAGGAUUCCCUCCCACCUGAGUACAGAUUCCCAAAGGAGAAGCUCUCGGAUAAACCAGCUCCACCGAAGGAGCCCUCCAUGGAUUCGGGUGAAGCUCUGGAUAUUCUGUCUGGGGAUUUCUCCAGCCCCUCUGUAGCUCCUGCAGUCAAGUCCUCGGCUCCUCCCUCAGCCCCUGCUAAAAAGCAGCCUAAAGUAGAGGACUUGUCCGCUCUUGAUGCUUUGGCUGGAGACUUCGUGGCUCCUGCUCAGGCCAAAAAGGUAGCUUCCAGCGUUCCUCCUGCUCCUCCUCCAGCUGCAAAAAGCACACCAGCACCCACCGCUGAUAAGGGAGAAUCGAUGUCCCUGGAUGCCCUCAGUGCACUUGAAGACCUGCUGCCUGCAGCAAAACCAGUUCCAGAAUCCCCUAAACUCAGACCGGAGGACAUUAUUGAUGAGAAAGAGUUGACGUCAGAGAAGGGUGUGCGAGUGGGUGAGAGAGAGGACACACUACCCCCAGAAUACAGAUUCCCUAAGGAAGACCCCAAAAAGCACCCAACUCCCCCACAGAGAGAGCCCUCGUUGGACUCUGCUGGAGCUCUGGAUAUUCUGUCAGGAGAUUUCACCAGCUCCUCAGCAGCUCCUGCAGUCAAAGCCCCCGUUCCUCCCUCAGCUCCCCCCGCAGAUAGCUCAGCAGACUUCGCUCUAGAUGAACUUGCAGCUGACUUUGUUGCCCCCACAUCUGCAUCUAAGGUCCAAUCUGCUGUUACAGGCCCCCCAAAAGCUGACAGACAGCUGUCAGAAGGUACUACAUCAGCUAUGGAUGCUCUCUCAGACACACUGAUGGACGUUACCCCAGUGCCUGAGCCAAAACCAAUCUCCCCCAAAGAUAUAGUUAAGGAGAAGACAGUCGUAGAGGAGAAGGUGAAAAAGGCUGGGGAGAGAGACGACAGCCUUCCACCUGAAUUUCGACCCACAGAGGCAGAUAUAAAGGCGGCAGCCAAAGCAAAAGCAGAACUCCCACCUAAGCAGGUAUCUAUGGAUGAGACGGCAGCUCUUGAUCUGCUGUCCGGUGACUUCACAUCUUCAUCAGCUGCUGCUCCUGUGGCCCCGCCCUCCUUGCACUCAUCACACAGCACUCCAGCAAAGACCCAGUCAGCAGCACAGGCGUCUGGACCAGUAUUGGACAAACUGGCGGACACACUGCUUCCAAACCUUCCUGGAAACGACACAAAACCAAAAGAUAGCAAACCAAAGGUUAAGGGUGGCAAAUCAAAGCCUAAAACAAAGAAACCUGCAGUAGAUGACGUCCCAGCCGUAGGUGAGCUCCCUGGAAAGCCGAGCACAGACGUAGUGUCCUCUUCUUCAACAAAGAAAGGCGGAAGGAGCUAGAUCUCAUGUUUCUACCACACUACAUCUACUAUCUACAUCUCCCUGCAUUGUAAAGAGAUGCCAAUCAAAGGAGCUGCUCGUACUAAUAUGUACUAUUUGUUAUGGUUGUUAUGGUAGAAAGGUGUACAGAAAUUCAGAUUCUGCACAAACAAAUACUGACACUUUAAACACGGACGCACAUCUGCACAUAUGUGUCAUCUUUCCUAGUUCCUGAAGUGUAGGAAUUUACGAAUUUAAGAAUUUACCAAAAAAAAUGAUCCGAAAUCAGAAAUUUAUUAUGAGAUUCCCUGCUUGGUCUAAUGCUGCCUUCAAAUCUGUAUUAGGAGUUCGUAUUUACAACUUACAAUUUACUUUAAUUCACUUUUAAGUGAAACGAUUAACAGAAAUUAUUUCUCUUGAAAUAGUUUUGUCUACUUGAACUGCCUGGAAAAAUUAAAAAAGGCUUGAACUGCCUGGAAAAAUUAAAAAGGGACUUUUUUUUUUUUUACAAACUAUAUGACUAUUUACAAACAAACAGCAAACUGAAAAUAAAAGAAGAAUUUUCAAUAUCAUAUACUUUAUUAUUUGUUAAAACAUGAGUUUAUAAAAGAGUAAAACAUUAAUAGUAGUGUUUUAUGUUGUACUAAACAGCUAAAACAUAAACAUUAACAUAACUAGUUUAAAAUACAGUUAUUAUUAUUGUUUUUUUUUGUUAUUGUUUUUUUUGUUUUUUUUUUGCAUGCCCCCAACUCAUUUUUUUUUUUAAAAAAAGGUCAAAUUCAUGUGCACUAUAUAAAAUAAUAAAAUAUGCAAUAUUUCUGACAUGACUUGAAUGCAGCAUAAGUCACAGCAAAAUCUUAUUUUACAUUUUUACAUUUUAUUUUGAGAUAUAAUGGAGAAAAGGGGCUUGAUAUCUUUUGAUUUCUUGAUUUCAGUUCAAUCCCAGUGUCCGAUGUUUGCAGUGAUGGAAGGACGGGUGUUAAACUCUUUGUCGUUUGUGAAUCGUUUGUCAGCGUGGUUCAGAAUCGUUCCUAGACUCACUUUAGGUUAAAAAAAAAAAGUGCCAAAGUGCCAGCUGGAUUGAAAUUUAGUAUACUGCCUGCAUGUGUGGUUUUUUUUUUUUUUUGUUACGGGGAGGGGAAGAAUGGCUGCAUUCAUCCUGAAUGUUUUAUAUAGCUGUUUGAGAAGCCAUGCACCCACAGACACUAGUGUACAGCACUUCUGUUUUAGUUUACAAUACGAUUCUAGUUUACAGUGAGUAGAGAGCUGUAUUAAAGGAAAGUAAAUGAGUA
This is a messenger RNA of Astyanax mexicanus (Mexican tetra), 4814 nucleotides long. It is a transcript of the gene cast, whose product is annotated as calpastatin. The transcript has 38 exons. Lineage: Eukaryota; Metazoa; Chordata; Actinopteri; Characiformes; Acestrorhamphidae. The record is from RefSeq and is a predicted model, not a curated record. The coding region runs from base 208 to 3543 and encodes 1111 amino acids. Gene Ontology annotation, molecular function: calcium-dependent cysteine-type endopeptidase inhibitor activity. Gene Ontology annotation, cellular component: cytoplasm.